AUGUGGAAGGACGAGCUCUACAUCGUCUCAUGUGCAUUUGCGGCAGGACUCGUACUUGUGGCACAUGUGUCUGUAGUGUGCGGGAAAAAGGUAAGAAAUUUGGGGGAGAUGUUGGAGAUUUUGUAGAGUGAUGCUUGAAAAAAGAUUUUUAGCACAGUGUGAAAUUUCCUUAUGAUUUUUUCUGCACAGUGCGGAAUUUUUUGUAAAUUUUUUUGCACAGUGCGAAAUUUCCUUAUGAUUUUUUCUGCACAGUGCGGAAUUUUUUGUAAAUUUUUUUGCACAGUGCGAAAUUUCCUUAUGAUUUUUUCUGCACAGUGCGGAAUUUUUUGUCAAUUUUUUUACACAGUGCGAAAUUUUCUUACUAAUUUUUUGCACAGUGCAAAAUUCCCUCAUGAUCUUUUCUGCACAGUGCGGAAUUUUUUGUCAAUUUUUUUGCACAGUGCGAAAUUUUCUUUCUAUUUUUUUGCUCAGUGCGAAAUUUUCUAUUUUUUUGCACAGUGCAAAAUUUUCUUAUGAUUUUUUUGCACAGUGCGGAGUUUUUUGUCAUUUUUUUUGCACAGUGCUAAAUUUUCAAAAAAAAAAUCCUUGUUUCAGAAGAACAGGCCUCCUACGCGAAGUGAAGACAAUAAUGAAGAUGACGAAGGUGGUGGCGAGGAGCGUUCUGGCCAGCCCAAAGAUAAGAGUAAGAAGGCGCCGGCGGGGGCACCGCCCCCGGCGAAGCCUGGUGCUCCUCCGCCGCCAAAUGGUCCUCGGCCUCCAGAUCAAGGUGGAAUUGCUGGAACUCAUGACCCCAAUUAUCAGGUAAAAAAUGAUAUUUAUUUUUAACUAGUUUUCGUACAAUUUCAGACCCUGAACGCCUUGAAUCCAGACAUCUUCCAGGACAAGGGUGGAGGAGCUGCUGGAGGAGCAGGCGCAGGAGCGCCAGCUGCUGGAGCGCCAGGUGGUCCAAAGCCCCCAGCUCAAGGUGGAAUGGCGGGAACCCAUGAUCCUAAUUAUCAGGUGAGUCAAAAAUUCGAACAACCCUAAGGGCUUUUAGGCUGGUAUUUCUAGGGUAUCAAAAAAAAUUUAAAUUUUGACAUUUCGUCCAAAAAUUGAAUAUCGCCCAUAGACUAGCUUAAGUACAAUUUUAUGCCUUUUUCUGCCUAAAUUUUUGAUGACAAAGGCCUCAAACAAAUUGUGGACGAAACGUCAAAUUCAAAAAAAAGUCAAAAAAUUCGCAAAAAUAUAGCCUUUUUUCAGACCCUUGCUGCCGUCGGUGGAGAGUGCUUCCAGGACAAGGGUGGACCUGGCGCUGGAGCCGCAGCCCCCGCGGGAGGCGCCGGGCCAAAACCCCCGGGUGGUGGUGGAAUGGCGGGCACACACGACCCCAACUAUCAAACACUGGCCGGAGUGGGCGGUGAUGUGUUUGGACAGGACAAGAAAGGAGCAGGUGGAGGUGGAGCUGCACCAGCAGGCAACGGCCCGAAGGCCCCGGCCAAUCCGAAUGGGAAGGCGGCCACUCAUGAUCCGAACUAUCAGGUAAGGGAAAACCUUUUUAAUUUUUUUUUAUUUUUUUCGGAUUUUGGAAAAAAAUGAAGACCAAAAGAGAAAUUCGACAGCAAUUCAAUUUUUUUUAUUUUCAGACCCUUGCCGGAGUUGGAGGAGACGUUUUUGGAGCCGACAAGAAAGGUGGUGGUGGUGGUGCUGCGCCGGGAGGCGGUCCCAAAGCUCCGGCCAAUCAGAAUGCCAAGGCCGGCACCCACGAUCCCAACUAUCAGGUAAGUUUUUUAUUUUUUUGGAAAAAGUUCCUUAUUUUGGCCACAACAAAGGUACUCCGCGAACUGCGCCCAAGCUUGGGCAUUAAAGUUAGGAAAAAACGCUUCGACCUAGCUGGCACUGAAUUACUAUAAUAGCUCUAUAGUUUUAUGGGUACCUACGAAGGCUGUGACGACUCAUUUAGUUCCAUACGGAGGCAAAAAAAUUUAGUUCCGGACAUGUUUCAUCGUAUAAAAUGUAAAAUCACAGGCUGCAGCCGUUUUUGAAAGAUAAGGUGGUACGUAAAAAAGAAGGUACCUCAUUAAUUAGAUCCACUGUCCGGGCAUUGACAACGAUGAAUUGAGCGUGCACGCUAAAUUUGGGCUAAUUCCGACCAGUUUCCGCAAAGUUAUAAGUUGUGGCCAAAAUAAGGAACUUUUACCCAAAUUUCCACAUUUUUUUCAUCUUCAGACCCUUGCCGGAGUCGGUGGCGAUGUGUUUGGAAACGACAAGAAAGGUGGUGGUGGUGCGCCGGCCGGCGGUCCCAAAGCUCCAGCCAAUCAGAACGCCAAGGCCGGCACCCACGAUCCCAAUUACCAGACGCUGGCUGGAGUCGGCGGCGAUGUUUUUGGAGGCGACAAGAAGGGCGGGGCUAAGCCGGCGGCACCAGCGGCGGCACAAAAACCGAAGGCUCCGGCCAAUCAGCAGGCUAAGGUAAGGUUUGGAAGGGAGAUUUUUUGCAGCCUUAUGGCAAGGCUCCAGACCUAAGCUUGACUAUUCUCCGUAUCUGCCCCAAAUGAAGGGUACUCGUGAAAAUGGCAGUUUUAUGUUUGAUAAAUCUCAAUUUCAGGCUGCCACGAUGGAUCCGAAUUAUCAAACCUUGGCUGGAAUGGGUCAAGACGUCUUCAAGAAGAAGUAG
Molecule: messenger RNA, 2653 nt
Organism: Bursaphelenchus xylophilus (pine wood nematode)
Lineage: Eukaryota; Metazoa; Nematoda; Chromadorea; Rhabditida; Aphelenchoididae
Source: the annotation of a GenBank genome assembly